AUGGAGCUAUACACAGCCAAGAAACCCUACGGUAAAAUAAAUAAAAUGGUGAAUUUAUUGUCGCAGCUGAUGAUUGCUCUAGGAUUAAUUCUCCUGUCGAGUACGACCACUCUCGGAGGACCAAGUGCUACGGCCAAUACCAAUGUAAACCGAGCAGCGAAUGUAAAUCUGAAUCUUGUGCGGCUUGAGGAUAAAUCUGUAGCUGCUGGUGGUGCCGCUGCUGCUGUUGGGAGCGAUAGCUUUGAUGGUGAAGCCACGGUGCCGGUCCUCUCGCUGGAGGACCAGGUGCGACUGUUGAGCAAGCAGCUCAACACGCUAACCAACCAGCGGCGUGAGGAUUACAAGAUGCUGGAAAAUAAUCUGAAGAAAUACGUUCGCAAAAAUUCGAUCCAGCUAACGAGUGCCGAAAUUCGCGAUGAGCUCGAUCAUUUGAGAGAGGAAAUAAAAGUGCUUCGCGAAAGCAGUUCCCCCAACAAGGAACGCCUAACCGUGCAGUGGCUAUCGCAAUCGAUUGCCGAGAUACGCUCGGAACUGGCCGAACUGCAGGAAUCGUCCAGCAAUGUGUCCAAGGAUGCCCAGCUGAAAAACCAACUGAUGGAGGAUAUCAAUACGUUGCGGGCGGACUAUUCCACGAUGCGGCUCGAGCUGGAAUCACUCAAAUCGCGACAGGAGAAAACCGAGGUCCUGGUACGGGAACUGCGCGAAGAAGCGGUUCAGAGUGCCGACGAUAUCCGGCGCAGCUUGAACCGACAGCGAGAGAAGAGUGUCGUCGCACAGGUGCCGCAGACAAUUGAUUUUGUCGAGCCGGAAGCCGAUCACCGGAUGCGCCAUCAUCGCUUUUUCCGCCAGCAGCUACACGAGCUCGAGGUGAAACAGACAGCAAUGAAGCGACAGCUAAGUGACAUUUUCAACCACCGGAUGGCCGAUCGGUUGCGCAGUUUGGAAAUUGAGCAGCGCAGGUUGGCGAAUGCAAACUUCAACAUUAGCAGGCAGGUGGCCAGUCUGGACAAACUGCACGGCUCUAUGCUCGAGCUGCUGGAGGACGUCGAGGGAAUUCAGAACAAAUUCGAAAAAACGCUGCCGGACAUCAAGCGGGAAAUCUCAAAGAUGGAAUUCAAUGCAGCGCAAAUUUCCUCGGAACAGGGUUUGCUACGGGAAGAAGGUCAUAAUAUCGCGAAAAGCAUUCAGGCAAUGGCAGUUAGCGUAAGCACCUUGCAGGAUGAACGGGAAAAUGUUCGCAAACUGGAGGAACAAAUCCAGGUGAUGAAACGAGACCUCGACAAAAUCAAAUCGGCAGCUUUGCUUCACCGCGAAAUGGCUCACAAUCGGCUGGAGAAGUUGGAAGCCGAAUCUCGAACGGAUUACAACGCCUCAUCCAAGCUGACUGAGCUGCAGCACACGACCAAACUCGUGCAACAGUUGGAGAAUGUCGAGGCGGAGUACGAAACUAUCAUCAAUAAGCUGCCCCGUGAUUGCAGCCAAAUCGAGCAAAUGAAAACUCUAGGGGAAACGGGCCAGAGCGGCGAAGGAAACCUCUAUCUGAUUGCCCCGGCUGGGCAGCAUCAUCCCCUGAUGACGCAAUGCUUUAACGAGUGGACCACCAUCCAGCGGCGCCAGGACGGCUCGGUUGACUUCAAUCGAUCCUGGGAAGAUUACGCGAACGGUUUCGGAUCUCCGGCCGGGGAGUUCUGGAUCGGCAACCAGGCGCUGCAUCAUCUUACCAACGACAAUUGUUCAAUGUUACGGAUUGUGAUGCAGGAUAUCUAUGACAAUACCUGGUUUGCCGACUACGACGCAUUCAGAAUUGGCUCCAGAGAGGAUGGGUUCCGGUUGGAACUGGCCGGUUACGACGGAAACGCUUCGGAUGCUUUCGAGUACCAGAACCACAUGCAAUUUUCUGCUAUCGACGUCGAUCGGGAUAUCUCUAACACCCAUUGUGCGGGCAAUUACGAAGGGGGCUGGUGGUUUUCCCACUGUCAGCAUGCCAAUCUAAACGGGCGGUACAAUCUGGGCCUGACUUGGUUCGAUGCUUCCCGCAACGAGUGGAUAGCGGUCAAGUCAAGCCAUAUGAUGAUUGCCCGAAGGCCAGAAUGUAGCUUGGUAGACAACGAGGAGGGCGAUAUUCGUGGCCUGGAGAGUCCGGUUAUUGCGGAACCAUUUUCUUCCGCGCCAACGAUGGCCAUCUCGAAAUACGAAACCACCCUACUAACCACAUUAUCGUCCGGUUCCAGAGCCGGAACCGGAGUCUAG
Messenger RNA from Sabethes cyaneus, 2250 nucleotides. Its product is annotated as protein scabrous-like. NCBI's taxonomy places the organism in Eukaryota, Metazoa, Arthropoda, Insecta, Diptera, Culicidae. The record is from RefSeq and is a predicted model, not a curated record. The transcript has 4 exons. Bases 1 to 2250 code for a protein of 749 amino acids.